UUCCGGCUGCAGGAGGAGGUGCUGGAGAGGCUGCUGCUGCAGGAGGAGGUGCAGGACCUGCACGUGGUCGUUGUCUCCGUGGCCGGAGCUUUCCGCAAGGGCAAGUCCUUCCUGCUAGACUUCAUGCUGCGCUUCAUGUACCAACAGUCGUCCAGUCUGUGGAUCGGCAACGACGACGAGCCUCUGACCGGCUUCAAAUGGCGGGGCGGCUGUGAGAGGGAGACCACGGGCAUCCUGGCCUGGAGCGAGGUGUUCGUGGUGGAGAAGCCAAAUGGCUACAAGGUUGCAGUUCUACUGAUCGACACACAGGGCGCGUUUGACAGCCAGUCCACCAUCAAAGACUGUGCCACACUGUUCGCCCUGAGCACCAUGACCAGCUCUGUCCAGGUCUAUAACCUGUCCCAGAAUGUCCAGGAAGAUGACCUCCAGCACCUCCAGCUUUUCACUGAGUACGGACGACUGGCCAUGGAGGAGGUCUACGAGAAACCUUUUCAGACUCUGAUGUUCCUGAUCAGGGACUGGUGCUACCCUUACGAACAUCCGUAUGGUCUGGAGGGAGGGCAAAGUUUCCUGGAGAAACGACUGCAGGUGAAGCCGAACCAACACGAGGAGCUGCAGAACGUCAGGAAACACAUCCACUCCUGCUUCUCCAACAUCAGCUGCUUCCUGCUGCCACACCCCGGCCUCAAGGUGGCCACCAACCCUCACUUCGACGGCCGGCUCAGAGAUAUUGAUGAGGACUUUAAGAAGGAGCUGGUGAACCUCGUCCGAACGCUGCUCUCCCCAGAAAACCUGGUGGAAAAGGAGAUUGGAGGAGUCAAAAUCACCUGCAGAGACCUGCUGCACUACUUCAAAGCUUACAUGAAGAUCUACCAAGGAGAGGAGCUUCCCCACCCCAAGUCGAUGCUGCAGGCAACAGCUGAAGCCAAUAACCUUGCGGCAGUAGCAGGAGCCAAAGACGUGUACAACAGAAGCAUGGAGCAGAUCUGCGGUGGAGAAAAACCCUACAUUUCCCCUGCAGAGCUGGAGCGCCGGCAUGUGGAGCUGCGGCAGGCAUCGGUGCGACACUUCCGUUCCAUCAAGAAGAUGGGCGGCGAGGAUUUCUGCCAGCGCUACCAGGAACAGCUGGAGGCGGAGCUCGAUGAGGCCUACGCCAACUUCAGCAAGCACAACGACGGGAAGAACAUCUUCUAUGCUGCGCGGACGCCUGCCACGCUGUUUGCUGUCAUGUUCGUCAUGUACGUGGUGUCGCUGGUCACUGGCUUCGUGGGCAUCAACUCUGUGGCUGCGCUGUGUAACCUCGUGAUGGGCGUGGCUCUGACCACCCUCUGCAUUUGGGCCUAUGUCAAAUACUCGGGAGAGUUUCGAGAGGUUGGGAGAGUCAUUGACCAGGUGGCUGAAACCCUCUGGGAACAGAGGACUCCACGAAAGGUUCUCCUAAAGCUCUUCGAGGUGGCUUGGAGUCGAGUCCCACUGGGAAGCCUGAUCCCGGUGCCGCGGCCCCGGCUUGCCUCGAACAACAACGUCAAGAAGAAAAACUAGCAGCACGCCACCUCGGUCCUGUCGCCUUGUUUCCACCCUCUCACUGCUUCUAUGCUCGGUUUGGCCAGUGUCCUGAGGAUGGUUUGAGAUGUGUCGAUCCGUCUGUGUUCUCUGACGUCUCCUCGCUGUGGGUUUACACUGGGAGUCACUGUAGACAGGACAAGCAGUUUGAUGUUUUAUUAUUUGUUAGUGUGCGGGGUUAAGGAUUUAUUGGUGAGAGGGACCAUUAUUCUGUCACUGUCAUCGCAGGUGUGUGCUUACCUGUCGGACUACAACCCAUUUAUGUGAAUGUAUGAAUGAAGAACGUGACCACAGAGUUCGUCACGGUUUCCUCCUGUCGUCUGUCACGUUUGUUUCGCUCGUGCGAUGGUGUCAUGAUCAAAGUUUACAAAACUUUUACUCGUGGUGGCUCAUGGACUGAGAUGCAGGCAGGAAACACAGCAGAGACCAGGUUCUUGCAUCUUACAGGACAAAUGACACGUUCUCUGACUCGCCCAGAAUCAGACACUCUUGAGUUUCAUGUCACUUUGAAGGUGGAUGAACAAUCUAGUUCAGUUACUGGGCUGCAGCUGGAGCCACUGUUCCUCAGAGGCACCUCGAGCUGUGAGGCCAACAGAACCUCAAACGUCUCUACUGAUUAAAGUGACUACACGUCUGUCAGGAGAUGGAGGAAUAACACAAAAGCUCUUUAUCCAUGUACCUGUGGUAAAGAGCCACUUAGCUCUUACUUAGCUCUUCCCAGA
This is a messenger RNA of Monopterus albus (swamp eel), 2285 nucleotides long. Its product is annotated as atlastin-2. NCBI's taxonomy places the organism in Eukaryota, Metazoa, Chordata, Actinopteri, Synbranchiformes, Synbranchidae. The annotation marks the transcript as partial. The transcript is spliced from 13 exons. Gene Ontology annotation, molecular function: GTPase activity; GTP binding. The record is from RefSeq and is a predicted model, not a curated record.